AUGGCUGCAUCCAUCUACAUAGUUACCAGUAUAAUUUUGCUAAGUUUUCUUGAUUUUAUAAGUUGCCAAGCUGUGCCUAUCAAAGUUUGUGGAUCUGGAGCUCCAGGAUAUGACGUCGGGAACCUAACUGCCAGAAUUUGGACGUUUGAAGGAAAGAAUCAGAAUUGUCUACCAGUAAACAACACUAUUCCACCAACAUGUGUGUUCUAUAUGGGAUUAUGUCAACGCCUCCAGAUGCCACCCAUCUGUUCUGAUUCAUCUGUAUGCCAAUCAAGUCCAGCCAAUUCCACGUUUUAUAAAUUAGCAGCCUAUUCUUCAGAUCCAUUUUAUCUUUAUACUGUGCCACCAGGAUUUACAACAAAAUUUGAAGGAGGGGAGAUAAUCAACUCAACUGGUACUGGAGGUAAAACAUGUCAGCUACAGACCCAAAUUAAUUUUCAGUGUAAUUCCAACAGCUUCUGGCCGAAAGAUUCACAGAGUUCUUUAAUACCACAUUCCCCUAAAAUAGUUUAUGAUGCUUCCAAAUGCAGUUAUAACAUAACAUUUGAUUAUGCUGGGGCGUGUUUAAAAAUAGAGCCAUCAACUCCUGUCACACAGCUUAGUGGGGGUACAGUUUUAAUUAUCAUAUUUGUGGUAUCAUUAUUUACCUAUUUUACAUUUGGUGCAAUAUUGAAACUAGCACGAGGCCAUCACGGGAAGGAUGUUAUACCAAACAGUGAUUUCUGGAUGAUGUUACCAGUCUAUGUUGCUGAUGGUAUAUUAUUUACAAUAAGGUGUGGUAAAGUCCCACAAAGAGAUUAUGAUCCCAUUGAAUAGCAUUUCCUAAUCCAUCUAUAAUCCUUUUUAAUCUAAUCAUCUUUUAUACUUAAUACUUUUGAUUGUCAUCCAAUCCUGUACCAAUAUCAUGAUUAUCCUUGAUCAGCACUAAAUUAUUGAUAAUUUUUGAUCCAUUCCUAAUGGUAAUCCAAAUGGGAAUUGUUUUUAGCUAAGCUAAUCAGUGAUAGUGUUCACAGUUCACCGUGGGAAUUUUAGCGUUCAUAUCCAUGUGUGUCCAGAAUUAUCCGCGUUUGAAACUUAAUAUGAUGAUUGAGGUAUUUUUGAAGGAAUUAUGCAAAUUUUGUAC
Lottia gigantea (owl limpet) is the source of this 1123-nucleotide messenger RNA. RefSeq lists its product as hypothetical. Gene Ontology annotation, cellular component: trans-Golgi network. The record is from RefSeq and is a predicted model, not a curated record. The transcript has 6 exons. NCBI's taxonomy places the organism in Eukaryota, Metazoa, Mollusca, Gastropoda, Lottiidae. Bases 1 to 816 code for a protein of 271 amino acids.